CGAUUUGCCCCCGUUUAUUGCAGCGCUAUAAGAGAGGCCUGUGAAUGAACGAAAGUCGUGAUGGGGGCUUAGGUAUGACGCUGUUCAAGGUCACAAUUUAUUUUAUAUCGCUGUCGCUGCAGUUAACGCAAUGGUAGGCACCUGCUGAGAGAAGGACUUGACCUGGCUUUGUAAGUGUAGAGGGACGACUGGUCACACCAAAAGGAGAGGGCCCCGGGAAGAGCGCGCAACACCUAAAGUCGUCGGGUAUCAAAGCACAGGGGCUCAUGUGCGAACACCGAUCCGAGUCAUUACUACUGAAGCAAUUCUCUGCCAGCUGCUUCUAGACGUAUAAAUAACGUUGCAUAAUUCACUCGUUGGCCAGAGGUUAAAAAACAUCCAGGCUCCACGACGAAAUGCCGAAGAUUGCCGAGGAGCAGUCCCGAUCGGGCGAGUCUGGACAGGUGUCACCAGCUGAUAAGGUUACCGGAACAAUGGAGAUGAGGCGUUACUUCCUUGAGAGCAAGCAAGUCUUCACGUGGGACCAGACGACCGUGGACACAAUCACAACACGUGACUUUACAGCAGACGAUGGGUCCCGAAAACGUGAAGAGAGUCACGUGAUUGAAAAGAACACUCUUUUCACGCGUGAUUAUUCGUUUAAAUUCGGAGGAAUUGAACUUCUUGCUCAUUUCGAAAAAGAUAAAUCUAAAUAUAUAGAUAACUUUGGACAGGAUCGUGAGGAAGAUGAACACGUGGUAGUGCCAAGUGCCACACCCACUCUACAGCUGGGUGACGACGAGGAAGAACAGGCAACGCUGCAGGAACAACAGAUGUUAAAACCUCCUGAACCAGAACCACCACAGAAACCCACUCCGCAGGAAGUGGAUCAGAUAGACAAUACUAUAAUCGUGGAUGCUACAUAUCCAAAAACAGAACUCGACUUAACUCACCCGCCGGGUGUUUCUCUUACUGACAAAGUCUUACAGAAACCACCGACACCAAUCUCUAACGGAGAAAUUCUACCUGUAGAUAUACAGUCAAACAAGCAGGACGAUGGGACGCCUGAUGAAGAUACGAAACCCGAGGUCGGUAAACAAGAUGCACAGCCGAUAGAUGGCAGCACAAGUACAGAUCAGUCUACGUCCGAGGUAUUUAUCACACCCCAGGGAACUCCCACAGAAAUCCUGUCGCCCGACGAAGAGCAGGUAGGGCUAAAAUUGGAGGAAAAGCGCCUCAUCAGACCGCCAAGUCAGUCAUCAGAUGACAAACCGGAACGCCCUGACGAACCGUCAGCAUUUGGUCAAAACAAACCAGAGAGCCCGAAAAGAAAUGGCGUUUCAGUACAAGAUGUAGUAUUUCAGACUGAUUUGGAAACAGCAACCACGGAGGAAACUCGAAAAGCACCAGGUGGAGCACAAGAGCCGAAAGAAGAGCAAGUGAGUCCAGUGGGACCUCAGGCUUUAAUUGCUUUGGAUGAGCCUCGAGAUAUUCAAACCGCAAUCAUGCCGUCAGAAACUUUACAAAAACCAGAAGAUCGCAAUUUAGAUGAUCGUGAGCCUGAACCUAAAGAUAAAAAGUUUAUGUUAAAAGACAUGGUUGAAUCGGCAUUUGAUACAAUUGAGAUUGAGGAAACGAGGACGCCGCCCAAGCCAGGAGAAUCGCACGGACAAGAACCCAGGGAAGAUUUAAUUAGUCCGGAUAAAUCUACAGAAACUAUGGAUUUAGAUACGCUCGUCCCACAGACUGCGACACUUUCAGUCGAAACGUUAGAAAAACCUGUGACGGAGGAAGUCAAGACACCUGAAGAGGAACCAAAAGAUAUAAUUAAUUCAGAUGUUGAUAUAGACAAAAUUGUGAAAAAGGAAAUUCCACCAAAAACAGAUACCAUAUACGAACAAGAGCCCAUGGAAGAGCUUGCGGGACCAGACGAACCGAAGCAGACAAUAGUUUUAAAAGAUGAUGAAAUCGUAGAAAGUGCAACUGUUCCCGAAAAAGUAUUGCAAAGCCCAGUUGUACAGAUAUCGGAAGAGAAUCCUCCUACACAAAAAAUUCCAGUCGAAACGUUAGAGAAACCAGUGGCCGAGGAAAUGGAUAAGACUCCAGAAGAAGAAGAUCCUAAACCGAAAGACAUAAUUGAGUUAGAUGUUAAAGCUAACGGAACUGACGAAAAGCAAAUUCCAUCAAAGACUGAUGCCAUAUAUGAACAAGAGCCCAUAGAAGAGCUUGCGGGACCAGACCAACCGAAGCAGACUAUGAUUUUAAAAGAUGAUGAAAUCGUAGAAAGUGCAACUGUUCCAGAAAAGGUAUUGCAAAGCCCAGUUGUACAGACAUCAGAGGAGAGUCUUCCUACACAAACUGCACCUGCCGAGGAAGAUGAGGUAAAGCCAUUAGAUGAAAGGGCAAUAGAGGGCACACCUUUAUCAUCCCAAGAACCAUCAGAAGACGUGGUAUUUUCGCCAGACACAGUUACUGUUCCAUUAGAUGAUGAAGUCAAUAUUCCAGAAGCUACCACUACAGCUAAGCUAGACGAGGAAUUGCUUGAACCUCCACCUUUGCCAAAAAAGACACGUAAAUCGCAAGAGCUAGACGAGCGCAUAGUGACUGUUAUGGAGGACAAACCAGUUUUAGACUUGGAUACCAAUCAAAAUGAAACAAUGGCGAUACCUGGACAAGUCCUGCAAGCUCCGCCGCCGCCAUCACAAGAACCGGAAGUGGGUGAGAUAAAAAGACCGGAAGUUGACGCUACGGUGGAUGUGGAAAGUAGUCAUCCACAAACUACCAGUAUGAGUGUUUCAGAGGAAACUUUAGAAGGUCCUUCUGUAACGGCAUUGACAAAACGUAAAGAAACAACAGUGACGGUUACAGAAACUACGUUAGUCGAACAGGAAGAAGAUAUAACUCCAUCAGAACUUAGAAAAAUGGUAGAAUCUGCUUUUGAUAUAGUUGACGAAUCUGAGGCUCAGGAAAACGUUACCGAUGUACCAUUAGAAGUCGAAGACCUCCCAACUCAGGAGAUUCCUGAAGACGUGUCAAAUGUCCGUAGUCAAGAAACCAUCCAACGCUACGUGGAACCAACACACGUGGACGAACAGCACGUUCAGCCAGCCAAUGACAUUACUCCAACAACAGAAGACGAAAAGCAGAUACAAGCGCAAGAAGCUAUGGUAGCAGCAACGGAAGUCCAAGUAAUACAACAAGACGUGUCUCUAACUGGAGAAGAGGAGGAACCAUCUCAACACGAAUCUCUGCUUCGUGAAAUGGUGUUAGCUGCCAUGGAAAUAAAAGACGGGGAGCCUGUACCAGAUACUGCAGAAGAGGAGGAGGAAAACGAAGAGCCAUUGGAUGUUUACCACACUCAGGAUACUGCUGUUCCAAGCAAAUUCGUCUUUCUGCCGGAGACUCUGUUCAAAUUUAUUCCUUGGACGACGUUUCGAGUGCGAUCAGAGAGCGAGGUUUACGUCGCUUUGACCAAAACCCUUGAAGACGUCGAGAACGACGCUCAUGUUAUAACCCUUGGGGCCCUAGACAACACCCUUACCACGAUCCAGGAUGGGUCAAAAGGGCCCGUGGUAAAUGCUUGCAAAACGGACAAUAUUCUGUCUGAGAAAUAUUUCAGGAGUUUUUGGAUCAGCUGGGAUAAUCAUAAACUACAAAUAGGAAAAGGGAGACGAAGAGGAUACAGAACCAUCAUGGAAUAUGAUAUACCAGAAAACAGAAGGUUUCCAAUAAAAUACGUCGCCGUUGGCACUGGUGAAAAACCGUCUGAAUGGGAAUUUUUCCUCACACCAGAACUGAAAGCAAUGAUCCAAGACACAAUUGGCGUUGAAAGGCUAGACUCCUUUGAAGAGCAAAUUCCAGGAGAAGAAAAGAUGGCGCCCCCACAAGAGGAACUCACCACAGAACCUCUACCUGGCCGCCAGAUGGGGCUAGUGGAACAGAGCAUUACUGAAGGAGCAGACGAUGAAACCUUGGGAUUAGUGGAACCUAGAAUAGCCAAUUUCCGUACCCUGACCGUUUUCCACGUUGGAGAGUAUCGCUUCAUCGACGGCUAUCCUCUAGAUGACUGCCAAUGGGUAGUGUUCGGUCUUCAGGCAGCGUCUGAUGUGAGGGUGAUUUUAACCUCGGAGUAUGACGAACUUUCCCAAAGAUGCUACGAAGUAAUAAUCGGUGGAGAUAACAAUAGUAAGACAGAAAUCAUGGCCUCCGGAGAGAAGCAGGAUGAAUGGAAGACUCAAAGCAUUCUUUCAAAGGAUAUGUACAAGACAUUCUGCCUCAGUUGGAACGAAGAUAAAAUCGAGCUUGCAGAAGGUGUGGAGGGUAAAUACCGCAGUGUGUUGGAGUGGAACAUCCCAGGGGGAAAGAAACACACCAUCAAAUACCUAGCCAUCUGUGGUACAGGGGUAUGGAAGAUACCGGAAUAUACAUCAAAGCCCCCGAAAGAUUUUCAAAAGAGGGCGACGUACUUGGUCAGCAAAGCUCUGGAACUAGAGCCCCAGGAGCCUUCUUAUACAGAGGUCACAGAGCAGCGGGUACGGUUAGGGGUACUUCUGGCACAACAGGAAGAAUUGGAAACAGUCACCCCUAUGAAACUGGAACCUAAAAUAGAAAAUCUCCAAUCGUUCACCAUUAGCCAAGAGACAGACAUUCGCUUUAUUGAUACACAUCCCGUGCAUCAGCAGCGUUGGUUUGUUUUUGGAGUUCGCGCCGCUAACGAUGUCCGAGUUUAUUUAUCGUCGGCGGCAGGAGAAACGAAAGAGAAUUGUUACACGGUGCAACUGGGAUGUGAGGGGAACACUAAGACGCAGGUUGUGGUGUCGGGGGUGUCACAAAUAGAAGUCCCGACUCAUGGGAUUCUCUCUGACGUGGUCUUCAAGACUUUCUGGGUUAAAUGGGACGACGAUAAACUAGAGGUUGGAGAAGGUGACAGAGAUGACCAGCGUUCAAUAUUAGAGUGGACAAUUCCUGAUGACAAACGAUUUCCCGUCAACGCCAUCGCUUUAUCAAUCGGCGCUACACCGGCAGAAUUCAGAGUUCCAGAGUUUAAUGCUGUUUCCGAACUUCCCAAGGCCACUCAGUUACUGUAUAUGGUCCUAGAAAUGGAGCCAGAGAAAACUGCGGAGGAGGCCAUAGUAAAAAUGACAGAACCGGAACUUGAGACUGUACAGCAGCAAGAAGAGCAGACGCCUUUCGAAGAGCUAGUGGCAUUGGAGCCUAAAAUUGACCACUUCAGUUGUCUCACAAUAUUCCAAGUCGAUGCUACCCGUGUCCUUGAGGGAUACCCGUUACCAGGUCAGCGGUGGUUUGUAUUCGGUCUCCGGGGUUCAUCUGAUGCCCGCGUGGCUCUGCUCAACGUAGAGGAAAACGUUGCUCGUAAGAGCUAUGAAGUGGUUUUAGGGAGUGAGGGGAACACGAAGACUGAAGUGAAAGAACAUGGGGUAACUCAGAUGGUUAUUCCUACUGAAAACAUCCUGUCAAAAGAUGUCUUCAAGACAUUCUGGAUUAACUGGGAGGACGAUAAACUCACUCUUGGAGAGAAUGAUGAAGGUAAACAGAAAACAAAACUGGAGUGGGAAAUCCCGAAGGAAAAAAGACACCCAGUGAAUGCGGUAGCAGUUUGUUGUGGGGAUGAAAAGGGCGCUACAUGGAUGGUACCAAAUUUUGAAGUCACCACGCUGCCGAAUGAUGUCAAUAAAGUUUCCCACGUCACCUACAUGACCCUGCAGGCAGGGUGUGCUGACACACCAAUUGUUGACGUCACAGACAGGAACAUCUUUCAAGACCUCCAAUUCGUGGAAGAACAAAAGGAAUUGGAGCCUACUGCUGAGGAAAUUUCUGGGGAGCCCAAAAUAGAAAACUUCCGAUGCCUUACCGUAUUCCAAGUGGAUGACUAUCGCUUCUUGGACGGGUGGCCUCUACCAGAGCAACAGUGGGUAGUCUUCGGGCUGAAGUCAGCCAAGGACGCCAGGGUCGUUCUGGCUACAGUGGAGGGUUCCCAGGCACGUAAGAGCUACGAAAUCGUCAUUGGAGGCAAUGAAAACUCUACCACAGAAAUAAUGGCAGAGGGACAAAUUCAGAAGACGACACCCACAGAGAGCAUUUUAUCCAAAGAUAUAUUCAAGACAUUCUGGAUCAGCUGGUGCAAUGAUAAAAUAACCCUGGGAGAAUCUGAAAAAGACGUACAUCGCACUAUGCUGGAGUGGGAUAUUCCAGAAGACAAACGCCAUGAUAUCGACGCCAUUGCUGUCUCCUCCAGAUGCGAGAGUGGAGCAGUGUGGAUGCUUCCAGAAUUCCAAGUGAUGAAACAACCUGUUGAUAUCACCAAGCAGUCCUGUCUUACCUACCAGAGCCUGCAGCUUGAACCCAGUGAAAUGCCCCCUGUGGUAGAUGUCACUGACAAAGUUGUCCACAAGGACAUACAGCUGGUUGUGGAACAGAAAGAAGAAAUGCCAGAGGAGGAAGCGGCUCCUUUAGAGCCUCAAAUAGAAAAGUUCCGUUGUCUCACCGUCCUUCACGUUGAUGACUAUCGCUUCCUGGACGAAUGGCCACUCCCAGAGCAGCAAUGGAUAGUCUUCGGGCUGAAGUCAGCCAAGGACGCCAGGGUCGUUCUGGCUACAGUGGAGGGUAGCCAGGCACGUAAGAGCUACGAAGUCGUCAUUGGAGGCAAUGAGAACUCGACCACAGAAAUAAUGGUGGAUGGAGAAACCCAGCAGACGAUACCAACAAAGAGCAUUUUAUCGAAAGAUAUAUUCAAGACAUUCUGGAUCAGCUGGUGCAAUGAUAAAAUCACCCUAGGAGAAUCUGACAAAGACGCACAGCGCACUGUGCUGGAGUGGGAUAUUCCAGACGACAAACGCCAUGAUAUAGACGCCAUUGCUGUCUCAUCAAGAUGUGAGAGCGGAGCAGUGUGGAUGCUUCCAGAAUUCCAAGUGAUGAAACAACCUUUUGAUAUCAACAAGCAGUCGUGUCUAACCUACCAGAGCCUGCAGCUUGAACCCAGUGAAAUGCCCCCUAUGGUAGAUGUCACUGACAAAGUUGUCCACAAGGACAUACAGCUGGUUGUGGAAAAGAAAGAAACAGUACCAGCCGAGCAAACCAUACCCGUGGAACCAAAAAUAGAAAAAUUCCGUUGCCUCACCGUGUUAACAGUCGACGACUACCGGUUCCUCGAGCUUCCUUUACAACAGUGGCUCGUCUUCGGGCUCAAGGCAGCCCAGGACGCCCGCGUUUGCCUUGGGACCGAAGAGGGAAAUAAGGCACUGAUGAAUUAUGAGAUAGUCAUUGGAGGGAACAACAACACCACCACAGAAAUAAGAGAAUCGGGAAAAGUUCGGAAGAGCGAAAAGACCGAGAGCAUAUUAUCGAAGGACAUAUUUAAGACGUUCUGGAUCAGUUGGAAUGAUGACAGAAUCACAGUCGGUGCAAACGAAGAGGACAAGCAGCAAACUGUUCUGGAGUGGGACAUCCCAGAAAAGAAGAGGCGACACAUCAGUGCUGUAGCGGUGGCUGCUGGAGAUAAACAUGGCGCCGUAUGGAUGGUACCAGAAUUUGAGGAAACUACCGAACCGGUGGACAUCAAGAAACAAUCGUGCAUGACGUUCCAGUCUCUCCACCUUGAACAUGACGCACCUCCUAUUGUUGAUGUCACCAACAUAGCGGUACACAAGGACAUCCAGUUAGUGACGGAUUAUACUGUAGAGGAACCCGAGGAUGAGGAAGAGAGUGAGGUGGCUGUAGAGCCAAAAAUAGAUCUAUUCCGUUGUCUAACAAUAUUCCAAGUAGACGACUAUCGGUUCUUGGAAGGAUGGCCAUUACCAGAACACCAAUGGGUAGUUUUUGGUCUGAAAUCUUCCAAAGACGCAAGAAUCGUGUUGGCCACCGUAGAAGAGAACCAGGCACACAAGAGCUACGAAAUCAUUAUUGGAGGAGAUGAAAAUACGACAUCAGAAAUCAAAGAGUCAGAAGAAAGACAAAUUAUUCGACCUACCAAGAGCAUUCUCAACAAGGAUGUUUUCAAGACGUUUUGGAUAAGUUGGAGUGACGAUAAAUUGAUACUUGGUGAAGGUGACCAAGACACCCAGAGAGUAGUCCUGGAAUGGGAUAUCCCAGCGGACAAGCGACACAGAGUUGACGCCAUUGCUGUUUCAAGUGGUGAUGAGAACGGCGCAGUGUGGAUGAUUCCUGAAUUUCAGUCUGCUGUACCACUAUGUGACGUAAAGAGGUGUUCCUGUUUGACCUACAUGUCUCUAACACUGGAGACUGAAAAACCGACAAUCUUUGACGUCACCGAUAAAGUAGUACAUGUUGACAUACAGCUGAUUUCAAAGAAAAAACCUGAACCACUAAAAGAAAGAAUAGUUUAUGUAGAACCAAAAAUCAAAAAAUUCCGCUGCAUGUACACAAGGUACGUGGACGAUUACAAGUUCCUUGUCAAUCAGCCAUCCCUCCAGCACCAAUGGGUCAUUUUUGGCGUCCGCGCCGCCGAAAACGCCCGUGUCUGCCUGACCUCUGUUUAUGGCGAUGCGAAGCAGAAAUGUUACGAAAUCAUCCUGGGAGGAGAGGGUAACACCAAGACUGAAAUCCGGGAAUCUGGGAAGACACAAAAGGAGGUGAUGACCAAAAGUAUUUUGUCCAAGGAUAUCUUCAAGACAUAUUGGAUUUCCUGGGAAAACGAUACUAUCCAGGUAGGAGAAGGUGAUACGGGCACUCAGGAGUCCAUCCUUGAGUGGAAGAUACCCGCAGAUAAACGCCAUACUGUGAAACACGUAGCACUAGCGUCUGGGGGUGACAGUAAGGCAGAAUGGAAGAUUCCAGAAUUUACAGAGGAAUCCGUUAGCCACGUGAAGCCACAAACACUUGCCCAGACAUCUCUUGUGACAUUCCAAACUCUGCAACUUGAAGAGGACAAAAUCCCGGCUCAAGAGGUUGCAGAACAUAUCUCUAUUCAAGAAAUUCACUUGACUCAAAGGGAGAAAGUUGAAAAACAGCUCAAUGAAGUUGCUAAAGUAGAACCAAAAAUCGAAUCCUACAGCGUGGUAACAACCCUCCCGGUCGAUGACUACCGCACCAUCCCAGGGUGCCAAAACGUAGAAUGGAUGGUCUUUGGUGUCCGGGCGAAGGACAACGCCAGGGUUUGCCUGACCUCCGUCCACGGUGACACGAAACAGAAGUCCUACGAAGUUGUCAUUGGUAGCCACAGUAACAGUAAAACUGAGAUCCAAGAGUCCGGAGAGACAGUUGUGGAGGCGCCCACUGAGGCUAUAUUGUCCCAAGACUUAAUGAAGCCAUUCUGGAUGAGUUGGGAUGAUGCCAAAAUUAAAGUCGGUGAAGGUGUUACAAAGGACGAACAGACUGUUUUGGAAUGGGAGAUUCCAGAGAGCAAGCUCCAGUCGGUAGAUGAAGUGUCCGUGUUUGUAGACAGUGAGGAAGGCGGGGAGUGGAUGGUACCCAUGUUUGCAGUUGAACAAGAGUUGGUCACCCCAGCUGUAACAACUAGUGAAGUAGAGGAGACCAGCGUGCAGCUGGCAGAGCAGACGAUUGAACAAAAAGAGCAGACGACAGUGACCGUAACUGAACCGCGUAUAGAAACAUUUGUCACCAUGCGAACUCAUAAAGCAGACGACUACCAGUUCAUUGAAGGGUACCCCACAGAGACACUUCAAUCAAUCGUAUUUGGCAUCCGUGCAGCGGGCAACGCCAGGGUGGCCCUGACGUCAAAGACGGGCGACGUCCAACACGGUGUAUAUGAAGUAGUUAUAGGUGGCGCUGACAACACCAAGUCAGAAAUAAGAGAAGGCGGAGAAACGCAGCAGACGGUGGAAACUGAGAACAUUCUCUCCAAAGACAUGUUUAAACCUUACUGGAUCAGUUGGGAUGAAGCAAAAAUUCAGAUGGGGCAAGGUCAAGAGGUCAAGAAGGACGUGGUGGUAGAGUGGGCUAUACCCGAGGACAAAAUACACCCAGUCAAUGCGGUUGCAGUUGCUGUGGAUGAUAAGGAUGGAGGGUCUUGGAGACUGCCUGAUUUUGCAGAACCAAAAGAAACGCCGGAAAAAGAGACCGAAGUAGUGACCUACGACGAGUCAGUGCGAUUUAAAGAGGCGCUGAAUUUCAUGAUAAACAAUAAAGAACCCAAGCCAGAAAAUGUGGAGACAUUUGUCACAAACCCGGACGAUGAUUACUAUUUCUUCGAGGAAACUACAGUUGUGGAAAAGAAGUGGGUAAUCUUCAAUGUAAAAUCAAAAGGGGAACUCCAUGUUGUCUUAUCGUCUGUAUCUGGUCUCGAUAAAAACAGAAAAUAUGAAAUUAUUCUGGGCUGCGACGCAAACAACAAGUCCAAAAUACUCGAAAAUGGAGAAGAGAAAGUGGAGACUGAUACGCAUGAUAUAAUAUCAGACACUGAAUAUCAUGUUUUCUGGAUAACUUGGACGGACCAAAAACUUCGUGUUGGUAGAGGGAAGUUUGAGGGAUUUGAUCUGCUGAUGGAGUUACCAAUACCAGAUGAAAAUUACGAAAUUAUCUCCGCGGCCGUGCUUAGUACUGAUACGGCUGAAUGGCAGGUGCUCAAAGUGACCGGUGAUGUGACCGACUCCACUGAAACCACUACUGUUGAGCAGACGACAGACGAACAGCGAUACCAUAUAACACCUGAAGGAUUAAAGGUUCCCAUAGAAACAAGCAGAAAAGUGUCGGAGUCAGGAGAAGAGGAAAAGCCAUACUUUGAAACUAUCAUCUCCGCCAAAUCCGAGCCAGAUGGCGAAUAUGAGACUUUCGAGGAAUGGACAGAGACAUUUGAGGAGUGGACAGAGUGGACGGUGUUCAGAGUCAAGACUGACCAAGAAGCCAAAGUGGCCCUGUCAGGGAGUUCAGAAACUGGGGGCAGUGAACUGAGGAAGGAUGCAUAUGAGAUCAUUCUUGGAGCUGACAACAACAAAAAGACUUACAUCAAGCAAAACGACCGUAUUGAAGCAGAAGUUUCCAGUAAGGGGAUCCUCAGCUCUGACAACUUCAGAACAUUUUGGUUGUCUUGGGAGGACGCGAAAGUGCAGAUCGGGAGAGGGUACAAGAAGGGCAAUGAUAAGAUCCUGGAAUGGGAGCCGCCGAAGGAAAGCUGGCAAAAGAUUACGAACUUGGGCGUCAGUUCGGGUGUGACAGGGGCAGAGUGGGAGUUCCUCAAGUAUAAAGGUUGGAGGCAGACCGCUGGAGAUGAGUACCUGUUUGAUCAAGAUUAUCCUAGUGAAUCAGAAAGUGAGGGUGGCCUAGACCUGAUAGAAAACUUCAUUACCGUCCUCACUCCUGCGGUUUACGAUUAUCAGUACCUACCAGAAGUACCGGUGACAGAUAAAACAUGGAUUACAUUCCGGCUGAGGGCAGGGUGCAACGGAAAUAUAGCCCUGUCUUCAAUAUAUGGGGAAACCGACAGCAAAACGUACGAAAUUCAGCUUGGGGGUAGGGACAACAACCGGUCGAUGAUUCGACAUGGCGGGCAUGGUGCUAUUUAUGCUGAAACUUAUACCAGAGGAGUGUUAAAUCCCCAGGAAUUUCGACCGUUUUGGAUCAGCUGGGAUGGAGGCAAAAUAAGAGUAGGCAGAGGAAACAAGAAGUACAAGCGAUCUUUCUUAGAAUGGACCAUACCGGAAGAAAAGAUGCAUUCUGUCAACUGCCUUGCGGUAGCGACAGGAGAGGGAUCCGAUGGGCAGUGGGAAUUUGUUGAAUAUAUAGAUCCCAAUAAAGAAGAAACGAAAGAAGACCGCAUGAAGCAGGCCCGAGUUAGCCUUUUGUGGAUGUCUAAAAAGCAAAGAAUGUUAAAUAUAUUGGAGGAUGCCUAUCCGAAUCCUUUGGAUACAAAGGACCUCUUGAGGUAAAAGCGAUUAUGUUUC
Lingula anatina is the source of this 11855-nucleotide messenger RNA. RefSeq lists its product as uncharacterized. Lineage: Eukaryota; Metazoa; Brachiopoda; Lingulata; Lingulida; Lingulidae. Gene Ontology annotation, molecular function: catalytic activity. The record is from RefSeq and is a predicted model, not a curated record. Gene Ontology annotation, biological process: nucleoside metabolic process.